Messenger RNA from Sungouiella intermedia, 588 nucleotides. The record is from the annotation of a GenBank genome assembly. NCBI's taxonomy places the organism in Eukaryota, Fungi, Ascomycota, Pichiomycetes, Serinales, Metschnikowiaceae.
AUGUUUGUCACAAGAGCUAGUCCCGCCCCUCAACUACCCUCAUUCAGUGAGUUGAUGCUGUCCAUUGUGCACCAGUCGCCACUCCCACAACCAAUGGCCAAUGACCUCACAUUCCUCCCUGCAGAAGUCGUCAAACAGCAUCAGCUCGUGUACACUGCACGUCCCACCAUGACGUUGCAACCACAGGCUAUGCGGUAUACUCCACAACUGACCUCGAUCGAGCCCGCCGCUUCUCCUCUUGGUCAAAAAGAGAGAAUGCUGCCUCCACUUGCAUACGAUUUGCCCACUCCACCUGCCUCGGUGGAGUUGUCGCAACAUAGUCGAUGUGAUUCAAAGAGCCCCGUGGGUGAUGCCUCUUCGUCGCCAAUGUAUGGCGUUCCCAAGAGAAAGCAUGCCUGUAAGACUUGCGGACGUCUUUUCACGACUCUGGGCCACUUGGCUCGUCAUAACCGUACUCAUACUGGUGAAAGAAAACACAUGUGUCCAUGGCCACAAUGUGAAGCUCGGUUUGCCCGUCAGGACAAUUGCAUGCAACAUUAUAAGACUCACAUGAAUGGAAAAGGAAAGCGCAAUCGAUUAAGAAGAUAG